UAUGUAUUGCCGCUUCGGAAGUGAUUUCCCGUGAUCCAACGAAUGCAACAUUUGAUAAUAUCGUGGAAUACCUCAUCAAAAAAGCGCCCAAUGCCAAAGGAGCAGUGGUGUUUGCCUCCGAGACAGACGUUAGAUGGUUACUUGAGGCAGUGAGGCGUGCUAAUAAGACCAAGCAUUUUAUCAUGAUUGGAAGUGACGACUGGGGUACGAAACACAAUGCAGUGGAGACGCAGGAACAAGCAGCAGAGGGCGCUAUAACUCUUUUACCAGCUAGGACACCAGACAAAGGUUUCGACAGUUAUUUCACAUCUCUGAACCCGUUGAAUCACAGCAACUUCUGGUUCAAACAGUUUUGGGAGAGGACCUUCCACUGUUCAUUCAACCCGAUCAGGGUCAAACGUGAAGAGGCUUCGUUCGUUCCCACUGCCCAAACUAUAACCGAAUGUACAGGGACCGAGGUUCUGACGCCAGAGGUUUACGAACAGGAAGGUAAAGUGGCGUUUGUCAUUGAUGCCACCUACGCACUAGCCCAUGCCCUGCACAGGAUGCAACGAGAGCUGUGUAACGGGACGGACGGGAUAUGUAGUACGGUGACCCAAGGUGUUGACGGCGCAAAGUAUCUCAACUAUCUCAAAGACAUUGCUUUCGAAGGUAGCAGUGGUGAGGUACGGUUUAACAAAGAUGGCGACAGACCCGGAAGUUACGAUUUGUACCAGUACCAGAGGAUUGAUAAUCAUUACAAGUACGUGCCAAUAGGGUCAUGGAGAAGCGGAUUCCUAAGACUCAACACAACCAAUCUGAAUUGGGGAGACAAAUCACCAAGCAACCGGAUACCAGGAUCUGUGUGUUCAUUACCCUGCGCGCAAGACCACAUCAGGAAAAAGCGCGAAGGCGACGAAUGUUGCUGGGUCUGCACCAAAUGUGAGUAUCAGCAGUACCGCCACGAUGAAUGGACGUGCAGAAACUGCUCUCAGGGUUCACUCCCUAACGAGAACCGUACAGGAUGUGAUGAUAUUGUUAUUGAGUAUCUACACUGGUCGUCACCCUGGGCCAUUGUCCCCGUGGCCAUGUCUAUUAUCGGGAUUCUCAGUACCAUGUAUGUCAUUGCGGUGUUCGUCUACUACAACGACACACCGGUAAUACGAGCAUCAGGUCGAGAGCUGUGCUACGUACUUCUUGUCGGUAUCCUCCUCACCUUCAUCACACCCUUCACCAUCAUCUCUCGACCAUCCACCUUUACUUGCUGUCUCCGCCGCAUCAUCCUGGGGCUCUCUGUUGUCAUCUCCUAUUCCGCGCUCUUUACCAAAACAAACCGCGUCUACAGAAUAUUUAACAGCGGAAAGCGUUCUGUCAAGAGACCUCGCUACACUAGUCCACGGUCCCAGUUGGUCAUCUGCUCGCUUUUAGUAUCAGUCCAGGUGAUUGGUGUGGUCGUGUGGUUGAUACUCGUCCCACCACAAACUGAAAAACACUAUCCUUCGUGGAACAAAGUCAUUCUUGACUGUAGUGUCACAGACUUUGCAACUUCACUCUCGUUAGCAUAUGCAAUGCUUCUUGUACUUUUAUGCACAUUAUAUGCCUUCAUGACUCGUAAAAUGCCGGAAAAUUUCAAUGAAGCCAAAUUUAUCGCUUUUACAAUGUACACGACAUGCAUCAUGUGGUCGGCCUUUAUUCCAAUUUAUCUUGGUACUUCGGCAACAGAUUAUAAGAUUCAACAAAUGCUCCUGUGCCUCUCCAUCAUCAUCAGCGCAGCUGUGACUCUCGGCUGCAUAUUCGCGCCAAAAGUUUACAUCGUGGUACUUGCUCCCCAUAAAAACAAGAAACCGACGGGUACCAUGGUGAUGAAUAGUCGGGUCCGUUCGGCGUGUGGGUCAGCAGAAAACACUUGUAGACCCAAUGGCGAGAUGAAGCCACGCCCUGUUUUGACCACGGCGCCAACGUCGAAUACAACCUCAUCAGGUAUAGAGUUUGACUUCAAGGCUGCUGGUUCUGAUGAUGAACAAACACAUCUCAACAGACAAGACCUGCCAUCGACGGACGUCUGACACAGCCAUGCUUUUAUUUAUGACCAAAGACAAUUGAACCAAUUAAAAGUUGAUUAACCCCAACAAGUGUAUGAAUCAGACACUUUGAAUAGUGAAAUGAAAUAAAAAGACAAAAGACAUGUCGUUACAACGUGAGAACAUUUACUCACUCUGGAAAACUAUGACGUCGUAAUUAGGUUGAUGCCAUUGUGUGAAGGCGAUUUAAUGAUCAGCAGAGAUUAUAUACGUCUUGUGAAUUACCGGUGCUCGGGAUUAAUGAGUUUUUCCUACAUUCAUCAAUAUGUUUUCUCAACUAGAUUUUCUAAAAUUCUACAUAGCGGAUGUAUUUUUAAAUAUUUGAAUUAUCUUCUGCUGAAAUCAACUCCUUGCAACAUCAAUCUCGCCAGUAUUACGUAAAAUCAGCAUAUAUCUUUAUAGACGCCUGUACAACUGUCUCAUGUUUAUCUAAACACCAUGCAUUCUGACGUUUAGCAGCACAUUCGGAGGCAGUGGAUAUCCAAAUUUUGUUAGUAACGAAAAAUCAAUGAAAUAAUAAAAUUUUAAAGUGUAAAAUGAUCUCCAAAGACCAUGCUUUGGGAAUCAUGAUAGAGGAGAUUUCAUCCAUUCCACAUCUCAGCAGAUGAGCUAUCAGGACCAAGGGUUCACGAAUUGAUGUGGGAAAAUACGCUACCUGUUACCUGCUUGCCGUUCCAAACUACUGAGCAUUAUCAUUAUGAUUCACAAAAUAUCUCCAUACGUCAUCAGCAUGUUUCAACCAUAUAUUUAUAUGACUUUGGAAUUUUUUGGAAAUCUUAUACCCGCUUGAAUUAAACGCGUGUUCUAAGUGCCGAUUCCCUUACAGUUACAUACAGCGAAUCAGAUAGUCAGGUAUGUGAUUUGUGUAUCAAUCGCCGGAUUUGAGAUCAGAGAAUUGAAGAUCAGAUCUUCAAGGAAAGAAUUCGAACGUCUUCUCCAGUCAUGCAAGAAAUGUUGUGAAAAACGCUGUACCUUACAGGUAGGGCACCUGUGGUAUAAACUAAAGUGAUUAGCCUGUGUAAAAAAAAAAACAAGUGCAACAAAGACCGUCAAACAUGCACCAUCUACAUGACUUACAAUCUGAGUCUAAACAACAGCACUUUUCGUCAGAUUUCCUCGAUGUUGUCUGUACAUUUUUUUCUUUCUACGAGGGGAAAGACUGCCAUGGAAUAACCUUGGAAAAACUGGAAAUAUAUGUACUUUUUUGUUUCUUGUUUGGGGGUUUUAUCAAUCAUCUUGAGGUCAGACAGCACACUAUUAUAUGAUCUACGUUUCCAGGAAAAGAGACCAUCGUCAGUUGUUUCUACCUGCAAUCUGAAGUAAUGGCAGUGGAUAUUUAUUAAAGACUAUUCAUGUGUUAUGUCUCAAUGUUGCACAACUGUCUUCAUCUGAUCGAAUGUAAAUUGCAUUAUUUCUCUUUCACACAAAUUGUGACUUGGAUUACAACGAUGCUGUAUGUCUAAUAAUAAUUUAUCCCCAAUUUUACCGAGAGAAAAGAAAUUACGGACACGGGAAUUUCAGAUAGUGAAGAAACAAAGUUCAUAUGAACUUUACAAGAAUACUGAAAGUUGACGCUUGUGAAAUUAUUAGCUGUUCAUGAGGAUUUUGCCCCCCCCCCAUCUAUCUCUCUCUAUCUCGUUGCCAGUUGUUUUUAGUGUAAAAUUAUGUCAGCGAAAAGUUGAUGGAAAUCUCUCAUCUCUUUUGCUAGUUUCUAAUUAUUAUGAAUAUAAUUCUUAUAUAUUUCCAUUCAUUUUUCUGUCGUGUUGUCAAGCAAAAGGUCUCUUUCCCUUUUCAAUUUCAACUCCUCCCCUUUCUCUUUUGUCUUCUUCUAUUAUAGAAAAAAAUAAUAAUGUGGCAAUUUAUCUGUUGUCUGCAUGGCCUGUGAAUGGUUAUCUAUACGAGUUUGAUAACAUUCUUCUUCGCUUUUUUUUUCAUUAAUAUCGUUGUCACUCAAUCGGAAGUAGUUUCCGCCUGCCUGCAUUAACGCAUGCAUGAGUAUAAUGAAUUAGAUAUUACUCGAAUUAAUUCUAGUCGAGUAGCAACAACACAUUUGUUAGGAAAUUUUGAAUUUCGAGCCAACUAUUAUUGAUUGCUCAACCUUAUGUCAUAAAUGCAAGAAUGGAUGAAAGAAUUCUAAUUUGUUGCAAAACGUUAUCUUUAAUAUGUGUUUUCCACGAAUAAAAAAACCGUGCUGAGCCUGAGUGGUUCCUGUUACAACAUACUCGAUAAAUGUUAUUUCGUUUGGCAGCACGUUCACAGCGUACGGAUUUGGAUACAUUUGUCGUUAUGACGAAUGGAUGUAAAUAUAAUGAUGAACCAACUUUCACCACUUGAAAACAUAAUAUAUUAGCAUUAUAAUAUUCACCA
Lytechinus pictus (painted urchin) is the source of this 4427-nucleotide messenger RNA. RefSeq names its product metabotropic glutamate receptor 7-like. The coding region runs from base 183 to 2045 and encodes 620 amino acids. Gene Ontology annotation, molecular function: adenylate cyclase inhibiting G protein-coupled glutamate receptor activity. The transcript has 6 exons. Gene Ontology annotation, biological process: regulation of synaptic transmission, glutamatergic; G protein-coupled glutamate receptor signaling pathway. The record is from RefSeq and is a predicted model, not a curated record. Gene Ontology annotation, cellular component: plasma membrane. NCBI's taxonomy places the organism in Eukaryota, Metazoa, Echinodermata, Echinoidea, Temnopleuroida, Toxopneustidae.